Molecule: messenger RNA, 720 nt
Organism: Pocillopora meandrina
Lineage: Eukaryota; Metazoa; Cnidaria; Anthozoa; Scleractinia; Pocilloporidae
Source: the annotation of a GenBank genome assembly
AUGUAUUUUGUUCUCCUUCAGUUCAGUAUUUACACACUCGCGGAAAAGCCAGAUGAUGUCAAAGGAAGUGAAGCUCAUGCCAAACGUGUUUUUGAACUCGCAAACAGAUUUUUUAAGAAACUUGGGGGAGGAAACACCUUCAAGCCUAAAGUGUUAGUAAAUAUUACACACAAGCCUUCUAACAAGCAUUCUGUUGGGUCUUCAAUGGCAGUUAGUCAUUUCUUAAGGCCCAUCUGUUUGUAUAACAGAAUCACUCGUCUGAAACGACCACUUGCCAAAACAAUUUUACAUUUUAAUUCUCUGAAACUAGUCAAAAAUGAAUGGGUUUUUGAAGCAUUUCAACACGAAAAGGUAAACGACGGAUAUCGUUCCCCAAAAGAUGCCUGUAAAAACUGUAAAAUGAUCUUCUUUGAUGAUCAUUGGGGAGAGGGACAUAAUACAUAUCUUGGAGCAUGUGCAGAGUAUUGUGCUGUCAACGAGCUUCUUCCACCUGAGAAAACUUUAGAAGAGUACGCUGAUGAUAACGAUCACCCGUUUCUGCAAAGAAACCUAAAUCGAUGUACCCUUCUUUUCGAAGGCUUUAAGGACAUAUCAAAAAAAUGCAUUAAUGCAUGUCGUUCAAAAGAAAUAAACGAGGAAUUGCUACAGAAAGUGUAUUGGGAAGUUAUAUAUAAAUUGCACAUUUUUGGUCUUAAACCAGAAUGUAAUCCUUGCUUUUAA